Molecule: messenger RNA, 1686 nt
Organism: Colletotrichum truncatum
Lineage: Eukaryota; Fungi; Ascomycota; Sordariomycetes; Glomerellales; Glomerellaceae
Source: RefSeq, a predicted model, not a curated record
AUGGAGUCGCUUCCCCGCGAGCUCAUCGAUACCAUCCUUCAACAAUGCGUCUCGUUGGGACGCCGAAAUAAUGUCCUUGGCUUGCGCCUCGUGUGUAGAGCCUUUGAUCGCUUCCUCAAGCCUUACGCGUGCCAGACAAUAGCCAUCGAGUUCAGCCGGCUGAGCAAGACGAGCCGACGGCGGCAGCCCGAUUUCGAUGCCCUCCAGACGAUUGGGUACCACUGCAAGUCCAUGUAUAUCGACCUGAUGGUUCUUCGUGACGAAUUGGAAGUCGAGUUUCUCUCCACCAUUUUCGAUCGCAUCCCCUCUAUGAAGAACUUCGUCCAGACCCUCCAACGAGAGUACUGUAUGUCGCCGACCUCUUUCACGACGCUAGACUACCGACAAACUCUCGAAACAGUCCUUUUCAACUGUCAAUUCGUGUCUUCCCUCCGCCUGAACCUUCCUUUUCAGCUCGUCGGCCACCGUUGCAAUGCCGCGACAAUGAUACUCGCAAACACCUUCUCCGCGUUCUCUCGUCGCCCGGAGGACUCCCUCCCUCUCAAGACACUCGUCCUCGAAAACGUAUCAUAUCAGGCCGUUGUCGAUCUCUGGACCAACCCCUCCGACGUGCUGGCUAUCAUGCGCGCUAUUAUCGAGCUCGAGCAUCUAGUCAUUUCUUUCCGUCGUCACGAAGUCGAUCCUCCCCGCGUGGCCUUCUAUGGCACGUGUCUGUGGGAUCUCAUACGCAACGCCGAUGUUCUUCAGUCCCUCUGCCUCUCUGGCACUGAUGAUGACCGCCCGCCGCGCGGUCUAAAGCAAACCAAAGCGUGGAACAUGACGCUCGACGAGUGGCGUGCCCGCGCUUUACCGCCCCCGCAGGUCGUACUUCCCUGUCUCACAGCCCUAGAACUAAAGCGCGUAGAAGUCCACCCUGAGGCCCUACGGUGCGCUGCCCGCAACUUCGGCUGCACCCUCCGCGAGCUCUACCUCAACGAGGUUUACCUUAAAGCUGAGCAAGGACAGGGUCUAAACGAGGACUCGAAGCAGAUCCUCUGGGUCGGUCUCCCCAACCAGCGCCCAGGUAUCGACGACGACUGGAUUGCCAUGAUCAUUCGCGAAUCUUGCCCCAACCUCCGAACCUGCCGCGCCUCGUUCUUGGGUUAUGACUUAUACACGCGUGACGACCUGCCUCCCUCGCCGGCCCCCUCCUCGCCGGACUUCGACUUCGUCGAUCCCUGCGGACUUGGCCGCUCUAUUGCCCAGCGCUUUGUCGAGGUUGUCCUCGGAUACUACCAGCCGCCGCAGGCGGACGGCACACCUGUGUGCUAUCUACCCGUUCUCGAAACUAACGACCACCUUCUGACACAAAACCGGCCGCGUACUCGUGCCCUGCGAGUCACCGAGUACGACGUUAACGCCUACCAAACAGCCGUACGUAAUGCCACUAGCGGCUGGCAGCGCAGUAUCGAUGGUGUGUUCCCGAACUGCAACAGCGGCACGCUGGAGGAGCUGCACUACAUUGCCGAAACGGCGUGCCAGGGUAUGAAUGAGAUCCAAAGACAACGUAACGAACAUAUGAACCAGGGAGCGGAGGGUGACAAUGACGGCGCUGAUAAUGGAGAGGACGGCAGCGCUGGAGGGGGAGCUGGUGGUGGAGGAGGACUCGCCGAAAACCUCCUUAAUCUAAACUUCGCAGAAGAAUGA